AUGGCAGAAGAAUUUGCAAGAGAGAAGAGGCAGCUGUUUCCAGCUCUUUCGAGAGAAACAACACAUGGCAAGGUGAAUGGGGGUUAUGUACUCACUAAAUCCAUGCACCCCCUGCUCAUUUGACCUUCAAACCCAGUUCCUUUCCUUCUUAUGCCCAAUGUAUGGCGAUAAGAUCCAUAUGGACCCCCCAUAUAAGUAUAAUAAUUUUGGUGACUAAUUUGAUGCCUCAUCAUCAGAAAACAUAAAAUGGAAUGUGAAUAGUCAUAGAAGAGAUUACUUUACCGAUAUAUGCAUGCAUAAAAUCGUUAUAAAUGAUUCUCUGUUUUAGGCAUCUUCCAUUAGAGCCAAGCCAACAAAGAGAAAUACGUCUUCGGGGAUCAAACUCCCACCAUGUCCUAAUAAUCGGAUUCCGAUGCUAACCGCAAAUCCCUCAGAAAAGGUAUACGCUACAAUUUAAAUCCAUAGUCUGAUUCAUAUUAGGAAGGGAACAUUUUACAGACACAGGCUGUAAACCUGAGAUUUUUUUUUACAUUGUCAUUUUCUUGAUAUAUAUAUAUUUUUAGUUUAUUGUGGAUGUCAUUCUCCAACAAAGUAUAAAUUAUAAAAAAAAAGAAAAAUCACAUUAAUAUGUACAUAUUACAUAUGUUCUGUAAUCUACAUUAACUGAAUUUCUAUUUGUUUAGGUGGAUUUCAUUAGAGCACCCCCAGCAGAACAAUUUGUGGAUGUUCCUUCUGGAGUGAAAUUUCCAGUGUGUCCUAAACAACCUGUCCAGUUCUGUACCACCAAGCUCUCGGAAAAGGUAUUUAAUACUAAUCCAGACUAGUAAGCAGAUAUUUUCAAAACAAUUGAAAUAGGGCUACGGAUUGAUAUGAAGGGUUGUAUAUUUAAUGCCAAGCCAUGGAAUGAUUAAUUAAAGUAAGCAUUAAAAGAUUUUAUAAAUUAGUAUCUCACAUCAAUCAUUAGUUCUAUUGUAGAUUAUUAACUCUUCUACCAUAUAACAAAAUAGCUGAAGUGGAUAAGCAUUAGUCUACUAUGUUUAACCUUUCAAACAAUCCCCAAUUAUUUCAUAUAUUGGUUGUUUUAUGCUAAUGAGUGUUCUUCAGAAUAGGUUUACAGAAUGAGUGCACAAAUGUUUUAUGUUAUAAUGUUUUUCCAGCUUUAUAAGCCAAGUCCAUCAUUUGACCUUGAGGAUCCAUAUUGUCGUUUGAUGAGGACAACCUACAAUAACCUGCAUGACCCAUACUUAAGAGAAUAUUACCAGAGUAAAGUACCCCGACAACGGAUACGUCAGCAGGGAUUUAUCACCAGUGAUGAUAAG
This is a messenger RNA of Pelobates cultripes (western spadefoot toad), 1319 nucleotides long. The record is from the annotation of a GenBank genome assembly. Lineage: Eukaryota; Metazoa; Chordata; Amphibia; Anura; Pelobatidae.